Molecule: messenger RNA, 294 nt
Organism: Trichoderma gamsii
Lineage: Eukaryota; Fungi; Ascomycota; Sordariomycetes; Hypocreales; Hypocreaceae
Product: mitochondrial import inner membrane translocase subunit TIM10
Exons: 2
Coding region: 1-294 (97 amino acids)
Biological process (GO): protein insertion into mitochondrial inner membrane
Cellular component (GO): mitochondrial inner membrane
Source: RefSeq, a predicted model, not a curated record
AUGUCUUUCCUCGGAAUCGGCCGUCCUCAACCUACGUCAGAGCAGAAGAUUGCUGCUGUCGAGGGCGAGAUGCGCAUGAUGGCUGAUACUUACAACCGACUGCAAAAGACUUGCCAGAAGAAGUGUGUUCCUUCCGACUACCGCGAGGGCGAGCUCAACAAGGGCGAGUCUGUCUGCCUCGACCGCUGCACCGCAAAGUUCCUCGAUACCUCCAUGAAGAUCAGCGAGAUCAUGCAGCAGCAGGGCCAGGCCAUGGGUGGAGGACCUCAGGGUGGUCCCGGAGGACUGUUUUAG